Molecule: messenger RNA, 769 nt
Organism: Thermothielavioides terrestris NRRL 8126
Lineage: Eukaryota; Fungi; Ascomycota; Sordariomycetes; Sordariales; Chaetomiaceae
Exons: 1
Coding region: 151-678 (175 amino acids)
Source: RefSeq, a predicted model, not a curated record
UCUUCCGUAACCAGGUAAAUCAUUAUCAUAUCGGCCAAGCCGGGCACGCUGCCAAGGGGUUCAUCUUCGAUCCCACACGCUCGCUCCAACCAAGCCCCAGACGCUCGUUCCAAACCAAACCAACCAAAUAAAAGGGGUAAAAACAAAAAUAUGCAGCUCAAAUCCUCCCUCCUGCUCUCGGCCCUCCUGGCCACCAUAGCCGCAACCACCCCCCAAGACAGCAGCAUCACCAGCUCAUCCACGGAGUCCUCCCCGACCGUCACCCUCCCGUCCUCCUCGUCCAACCUGCCCCAACUGUCCAGCACCACCACCGCCUCGCUCCCGCCACCGGGCUUCGAGAGCAGCAGCGGCUUUCCCACCACCGCCGUCACCACCACCAUCACCUCCUCCUCCUCCUCCUCCUUCACCGGCAGCACCAAUGACACCGCCACGUCGACCUCGCCCUCCUCCGCCGCCGAGACUCCUUCGUCUUCGUCUUCUUCAUCUUCUCCUCACAGUGGUGGUGGUGGGAGUGGUGCCAGCGAGACCGAGACCGGCAGCCAGCCGGCUGCUGCCAGCACGCGCCCCGCCAGCACGCCGACCUCUAUCAACGGCGCCGCCGCCGGCGGCGGUGGCGGCCGGUCGCAGUUCGGACUGGCCGUGUUCGGGCUUGCUGUUGUUGCCGGGUUGGGGCUUUAAGACGCCCAUGGGGAUGGGGACGGGCAGGGAGAGUAUCUUUUUUGGUGGUUCGACUGAAGGGGCGGGGGCUGGUAUGUUGAAGGUGAGGGAG